AUGGGUUUCGAAUCUAUUGUUGGAAUCCAAUCAAGAUCCCGCUAUGAGAAGCUCAAUGGUGGCGAUGAUCACGAAAAGUUAAUGGCAAGGCCAAGAAGAAGGCAUUGUUGGGUGAAGAAAAUGAAUGGAGGAGUAAAGGGUCUACGCUUAUCCCGCUCCAGGAGACUUACUUUCAAGGCACUGUCUGUGAUCCUAAUGCCAAGCCCAAGCAGCAGGAUUGCCAAAGUGUAUGCUCAUAUUAUUGAUAGAAUCAAGAUCAUGGAUGAUCUGAAUCUGUAUCCCAAUAUUAUCUUUUCCUCUCAUUUGGGGCUUCCAGUUUUAUCCCAUCCUCUUCCCUCUGUUAAAAGUGAUAGAAGGCCGAAUCAUACCACUGUGUCGCCCAGAAAAACAGGAUUACAAGAAUAUCAACUCUCCGGCCUUUACCAGUUCAAUGGGCAAUGGGAGGCUUGGCAGAAAUAUGAUCCUCUGGCCUUCUCUUUUGAUACUCUCCUUAAUCCUGAUGACCUAAUCCAUGAUACAAACCUACCUGUUAAAAGCACCUACAGCAAGAAAAUGAGGGGAGCAUAUCGCAAAAUGUGGCUGGUGGUGCCCUGCACAAGCAAGAAAAUUUUGCGAACAGAGUCGAGGAAAGACAUAGAAGAAAUACUCAAGAGUAAGCUUGGAACCAUCCAGGAAGAUGAGGCAGAAUGCGAGGUGGAGAAUAAUCUAACUCCAACAAUACUGGGAAGGAGCAAGAAAAGAUCAUCAACAAUAAUUAGAAAGAAGGGGCACUGUUUUGUGGCUCACUUCAGCUUUAAAAAUCGCAUGCCGUUCAUGACUUCUGGGAUGCAGGCUUUCCUCCAUAGAGACAUCGUUGAUAAUUAUAAGGAAGAUGACGAUGAUAUCGAUGAUCAACAGGACAAAUCAAGCAACGGGUAUAGGUCCCCCACUGGCAAUAACAACAACAGCAGCAAGAAGAACAAGAUUAUGAUGAUGCUGAAAAAGAAGAAGAAGAAGAAAGAAAACGUUUCUUUCACAGAGAGAUACAAUAGUGAUCGAUCACGCGGUGAUACUGCAAGUGCGGUAAAUAAAAUUAAUCCCACCAAGCCAAACAAAGGACUCCUCUUUCCGUUCAAUAAGCCCAACAAACUUUUCUUUAAGAAAAGCACCCCUUCUUCUCCUUCUCCUUCUCCUUCUCCUUCUCCAAAUACUGCUGUUGCUAGUAAUGCUUGUUUUCCAGUUCAGUCACAAUUAUUGGUGAAGGCUAGGGAAAUUCACAAGCAUAUUGGUAUUCAGAGGGCGUGGCUUCAGCAUUUUGGUCCUUUCUCAAUAUCUUUGGAUUUUUCAAAUGAUGAAAUCUUAGACAUGUUGAAAUCCUUGAUUGAGAAGGAUGAUUUUAUUCCAAAGAAUGCAGCGCCAUUUUUAGGUAUAUUGAUGGUGAUGGUGAUGAUAUUGGAUGCUUCAAGUACCCCGAUAAUGCUUCAUCAAUGCAAUUGUGCUUUUAGGUGCAUUAGUUUUAAGGUUGUGGGUAGCUCUGUAAGCCAAGAUGUGGAAAGCAAGGGCUCAAACAUGGAGAAGCCCCUAUUGGAAUAUGCUAAAUCACUGAGAUUGAGGUUCAGCACGUGCAUAUUUAGAGUGAGAAUCGAUAGGAAACUUAAAAGCCCACCCUGUCGAGAAUGGGACAUCGAACAUGGGCUCAGACAGGAUUUUCCAACAUAA
Dovyalis caffra is the source of this 1698-nucleotide messenger RNA. The record is from the annotation of a GenBank genome assembly. NCBI's taxonomy places the organism in Eukaryota, Viridiplantae, Streptophyta, Magnoliopsida, Malpighiales, Salicaceae.